UAAUAAGACCACUCUUGCGGGAGCCAUUAAGAAAAUACAUGAAAGUUUAGACACAACGCAAAAUCGCGAAUUGACCUAUAAGGCCUUAAGCGUCUGUAGACAAAAAGAAGGAGAAUCUGUAGAUGAAUUCUCCGCUCGAUUAAUACCAUUGGUAGAAGCAAGUACAGUUGACCAAACUGGUAAGGCAUCGGAAGAAAUUCUUUGUAGGCUUUUCCUAGAGAAAUUAACUCCGAACCUCCAAUUUCUCACGAGGACCUUAACAGGGCCAAAUAGGAAAGACUUCGAUACUUUACAAUUAAACGCACAUGAGGCAGAAAUAAUGCUAAGUGUGAAUCCGAAACCCAGCUUUUAUCCAAUCUGUCAAGUCGAAGACAAUACGGUACCACAAUUUCAAUACAAGAGCCCUCCAAAUUACCCAAAUGGGAACUUUAAGACUUGGGCGCCAACCAAUCCAAACAGACAACCCCUCGGUCGUCCCAACAGAUUUCAAAAUAGUGGAAAUCGUAGCUGGAUCCGGACAACAGUACAGUAACCGACCGAGAAAUCCACGCAACACAAACUGGAAUAGAGGUCCACAGCAAGACAAGCGGUGGAACAAUCGUCCAGUCUGCAACUAUUGCAAAAAGGUAGGGCACUUGGCUUUUAACUGCUUCAAGAGACGCAGUGAUUUUACCCAACCAAGAAACUCGAUAAGAGUAUUAGAAGACCAAAAUAGGAUAUUGCAGGGUCAAAUAAAUCAGAUCGCUAACUCAGUCCAGAAGUUGGCGUUCAAACAAACUGCUGAGGCAGACACACGAAAAAUUAAUUCCAUACAAAAAAUUGAUAUACCAUCAGCUGCGGCUGCCUCUAAACUUAAUUCAACUGAGAAAAAUGUACAAAACAAAAUCUCGAGUUGGGAACCCAAAAUAGGACCAAAGUUUCUUCCUAUAUUCACAUUACUUGCCUUAAGUAUGUUUGCACCCACAAUAAAUUGCAAAGAAUUUAUUCCGGUUCCUUCAGCUCCCAUGAUUUGUCAAACUCAUUUACAGCCAAUGAUUUGGUCGCUUCCUAAAUUUUCGGGAUGCCCAAAAAUAGAUCUAGACACAAGCAAAGCACCUACGAAACAGAAGCGAAUCAUUUAUGUCUCAAACCCAUUAGAGUAUUCAACCAAAGCCUGGGCGUGUAGAAAAGUGAAUAAAAUUGUACAAAAAUACACGAGUUUAACGGGGGUCCCGGUAACCCAAAAUCUAAAUUCGGAGAUUAUUGCAAUAAGGCCUGAAGAAUGCCGACAAAUGGCAUACAAUAAAAGAUGCGAUUUGGGGAACCUCCAAAAUGAAACAGGGUUAUGGCACACUAAUAGGAAAAUAGACUUAACUCCACGGCCAUGGCUCUUAGGUUCCUUUUCUUGGAAAAAAGAACAAAUUGAAAAUUGUUAUGCGUAUGAAACCGAGGUGUACUCACACUUCGGGGCGAAAACAAUUAUAACUCCUGCGGGAGCCACUCAUGAUUGUCACUAUAGCAAAGGUUUCUGUACUCUAAAUGACAACACAGUUGUUGUUUGGGAACCUGAAUCAAAUAAAAUGUGCAGAUACAAAAUGAUAGGAGCAAUGCUAGGACAUAACUUAGGAAAUAUUUGGGUCUCCAAUUUAGGCGAAAUUGGACUGAGCUCUCACUUGGAAAGAAAGGUAUAUGACUGCGGGAAAAAUCUUACGGUCUCGGACCAGGGACCGGCAUACGUGAUUACUUUUGAGAAAAGAAAUAAAAGGGACCUAUUUAAUGUAAUAUAUGAAGGAGCUGUCAGUUCCUCUCAGCUCGCGGCUCAACUCACAUAUCUUCAAGCAAACCUCACUAAUUCAGUAAAUACUGCCUUUGCCCAAGCGUUCCACACAUUUUGUGAUUUCCUUAAGGACACUCAAAGGUGGAUAGAAGCCUCCUACCUAAGUAACCCAACAAACCUUGCGAGGUUCAUUCACCAGAACAAUUUUAUAAUAGCAAAGAAAGCUGGGGUUUCACUUUUAAAGACUUGGCCAUGCGUGUCACUCUGAAUACCAAUUUCAUC
Molecule: messenger RNA, 2038 nt
Organism: Meloidogyne enterolobii
Lineage: Eukaryota; Metazoa; Nematoda; Chromadorea; Rhabditida; Meloidogynidae
Source: the annotation of a GenBank genome assembly